UUUUUAUAGGUGAUUAGAGUAAUUGACGUUUUAGGAAUGUAAAUAUAAUUAUUUUUUAAUUCUAAAGCGUCAUACAAUCUAUACAUAGCAAUUAGUAAUUUGCAUAGUAUGAAAAAAGUGGGCUAGGUUAAAAAGAUAAAUGUGUAGGACCACAGCUUCUGAAAAUUGGUAAAAAUUUUUAAUUCUUUUAAAACGCGUUUAUAAACUAGAAGAAAUUGGCGAAACAAGCAACAACGCCUUUCUUAUUUUUAUCAAAGAACAAACAAAGGAUACAAUAACUGGAUAUUUAAUUUCCACUACCCGUAUCGAUAAAAAUAUCCUGAUAUUUUUGAUUAUGCGACGCAAGUAAGAUAUGAUUGACGAAAAAAAUUUUCUUAAAUGAUUAUAUCAGUGCACAAAAGUAGUGAUAACUGCCACCUUUUGUCAUUUUUUUAAAAUAAACUAAAGAUUCAUUUGCUAAAGAAUAUUUUAAUCACUACUUAAUAAUGUCAAAAACGCUGGAUUUUCUUCCUGAUAUAGACUCAUCAGAUCUAAAUACUUGUGCCACAAAUCCUUGUUAUCAACCAGAGGAAGUGAUUGUAUGUCCACCUUCCAAUCAAAAUUUGGAACAAAUAUGUACAGAGCGACCACCUCUUAUAAAUUUAGGUUCACUUACAGCUGAAGAAGUGAGAGACGCGUGUCUUCAGUAUGCCUCGAAUAACUGUUGUUAUGGCAAGAAAUUUGUCAGAGAGACGAUCAUUUCAAGUGUAAAUAAUGGAUGCACCUACCAUUACAAAUUGGAAUCUUUUGGUGAAAAAAGAGAAACAGCAAAAAGAACUACUCCGUAUUUAGGUCAAGUCAUCGAUGGUCCAGAAAAUGGUACUCCUCCUAGCCCAUGGGACAUUCCAGUCACUAUUCCAGGAUUGUUCAUGGACAACAAAAGAACAUUCGAAGUUCCUCACACAGCAUACGUAAAAGAUUGUUGGAAUUGCGUUGGCAAUUGCAAGAUACGAUGCGACGUUUGCAACGGAAUCGGGGGAGUAAGUGGAAUCUUUAAAUUCCUAAAAUUAGUUUAA
Molecule: messenger RNA, 1055 nt
Organism: Parasteatoda tepidariorum (common house spider)
Lineage: Eukaryota; Metazoa; Arthropoda; Arachnida; Araneae; Theridiidae
Source: RefSeq, a predicted model, not a curated record